GCGGUCUGUGCUUAUAUACACUGGACCACUGCGUUAGUAUCGCUAUCGUCUUCUAAACUCUAUUGGAACAAACUCCCGAGAAACAAAAUCAUGUCUGUGGUGUGUUUUUCUUUGAGUCGCAAUGUCUUGGCUUUCAGGAACGCUGGCGGCAUGGUGAUGGUCCGGUACGCCCAGACAGCAGCUGCUCCAGCUCCCGAACCCAGAAUUAAAAAGUUCCAAAUCUACAGAUGGGACCCCGAUACAGCAGGAGACAAGCCACGAAUGCAGACUUAUGAAGUCGAUCUCAAUACGUGUGGGCCAAUGGUUCUGGACGCCCUCAUCAAGAUCAAGAAUGAGAUUGAUCCUACGCUCACAUUCAGACGGUCCUGUCGAGAAGGUAUAUGCGGUUCAUGUGCCAUGAACAUCAACGGUGGCAACACAUUAGCAUGUCUGAACAAGAUUGACGGCAACACAAGCAAGCCAACUAAAAUCUACCCCCUCCCCCACAUGUACGUGGUGAAAGACCUCGUCCCGGAUAUGAGCAACUUCUACGCGCAGUACAAAUCCAUUGAGCCUUACCUAAAGAAGAAAGAUGAGACCCAGGAGGGGAAGGAGCAAUAUUACCAGUCAGUGGCAGACCGACAGAAACUGGACGGCCUGUACGAGUGCAUCCUUUGUGCCUGCUGCAGCACCAGCUGUCCCAGUUACUGGUGGAAUGGAGACAAAUACCUGGGACCUGCCGUUCUGAUGCAGGCGUACCGGUGGAUGAUUGACUCUCGUGAUGAGUUCACUGAGGAGCGUCUGUCCAAACUUCAAGACCCUUUCUCGCUCUACCGAUGCCACACCAUCAUGAACUGCACUAAAACUUGCCCAAAGGGACUGAACCCUGGCAAGGCCAUCGCAGAAAUCAAGAAAAUGAUGGCGACAUACAAAGAGAAGAAAGCUGUAGCAACAUAACUGGAUGAAUAAUAAAUUAUUAUUCACUUCAGAGGGAAAUACUGUUCAUUAACUCGGGUGUUGAAGGAUCUUUUUUUUAUGAUUUUCAGGAGUGUCUAAUUGAGAUGGCGUGUUCAACAUCUUCAGUGGCGCAGCACCACACAUCAGUGCAUGUUAGUGAGAUUAUAAUGUAUCCAUAAGUUAUAAAUCUACCUCUGACUGUAAAUAUUCAUUUUAUGUCUACAUUAAACAUGUAAAGUGGUUAACUGCUUGUGUGCACUGUAUAUGUAAAUAAAGCCCAAG
Synchiropus splendidus (mandarinfish) is the source of this 1218-nucleotide messenger RNA. Its product is annotated as succinate dehydrogenase [ubiquinone] iron-sulfur subunit, mitochondrial. NCBI's taxonomy places the organism in Eukaryota, Metazoa, Chordata, Actinopteri, Syngnathiformes, Callionymidae. The transcript is spliced from 8 exons. Gene Ontology annotation, molecular function: electron transfer activity; 2 iron, 2 sulfur cluster binding. The coding region runs from base 91 to 936 and encodes 281 amino acids. Gene Ontology annotation, biological process: aerobic respiration; respiratory electron transport chain; tricarboxylic acid cycle. The record is from RefSeq and is a predicted model, not a curated record. Gene Ontology annotation, cellular component: mitochondrial membrane.